This is a messenger RNA of Clonostachys rhizophaga, 1830 nucleotides long. NCBI's taxonomy places the organism in Eukaryota, Fungi, Ascomycota, Sordariomycetes, Hypocreales, Bionectriaceae. The record is from the annotation of a GenBank genome assembly.
AUGGUGGAGGCAACUUCGUUCCAGGACAUCAUCACCCCUGUCCACAACCUCCUCCGCGCCGAAACUUCGACACCUUCCAUUGCCCCAUCGCUCACCUACUCUGACGAUUCGGACGAUCAAGAUGAGCUGCCGCAAGUGCCAGCCUCGCAGAACAGGCAGCGUCGCGCUUCUACGCGGCUGAUCGCUCAGAAUGCUCGCGACAUCCGAAGAAUUACUGGCGAAUCAACCGCCGAGUUCGUCCAGCGAUGCUGCGGCGGCGGCUGCUGCUUGAUGGGCGGCCGUCGUGCGGAUGUUGAAUAUGUAGACGUCAAGUGCCCUGACAACGAUGCCUUUCGGUCUCUCAACAUCAAAAUCAGCGAGUGCCCUGCGGUCUUGACCAAGACUGCACCACUUCCCAAGAAGACCGUGUCUUUCUCCCCCGUGCCCAAGCCUCAAUCUACCUCCAUCACCGACUCAGCCAUUUCUCUUGGCGAGCCAGUCGAGACUUCGGCUGUCGCCGGCACUAUUGCCGAGGCUGCAAUCACAGACACUUCCAUCGAACCCCCACGAUUUGUUCAGCCCCACCCACCCUAUCACGUCCACCCUGUCAGAAUAUGCGAUACUCGCGAACUGACAAAGUCUGGGGCUGAGAAGCGUACCUACCACUUCGAUCUUGAUAUCAGUGACUACCCUGAUGAGGAGGGUACCGACUUCAAGGUCGGUGGUGCCAUUGGCAUCAUGGCCCCCAACUCGGAAGCCGUGGUUGAGGAUAUUCUUGAUGCGCUCAUGGUCCCACGCUUUUUGCGAGAUAAGCCCGUCUUGAUGAAGACCACCAACGGUCGCUGGCCUACCGUGUGGGGAGAUGACACGCCAAGAGAGCUCGUGACUACCCGUCGCGACCUUUUAACUUGGUGUGUCGAUCUUCAAUCCUAUCCCCCAACCAAGGACAUUAUCCGCAUGCUGGCCGAACAUGCCACAGAACCCAGCGAGAAGCAAAUCCUGACGUACCUCUGCUCUGCUGAAGGCCAAGGAGUUUUCUGUGACAUGCGUACAGGCCCACACAUCAGCAUUUCUCAGCUCCUGCACGCAUUUCCUAGCUCGCACCCUCCAUUAGAUGACUUGCUUUCCGUUCUUCGCCAACUGAUGCCCCGAUUCUACUCGCUUUCCAACGACCCUCAUGAGGCCUACCAGAUGCGCGACAACAAGCAACACCGGCUCGUCGAGAUUGCAGUCACUGUUCAUGAGACAACUGACUGGCGCGACGGAAGCCGAACCGGAGUUGGGUCCGGGUUUUUCGAGAGGCAAGCCCGUAAAUUCAUCGAGGCAAAGAAGGCCGGAGUCAAGAGCCCCGAAAUUUAUGUGCCCAUGUUCAAGGGCCUGAUGGCGAACCCAUUGGCCAAGGAGUUCAAGGCUGACGGCCCCAUGCUUCUGAUCGGUGCCGGUGUCGGCAUUGCCCCGUUCCGAGGCUUCGUCCAGCGCCGGCUCAAGCAGGCGAACUGCGCCAACAAAGUCUGGGUGCUACAGGGUAUCCGCGACUCAUUGGUCGACGAAAUCUACAGUGGCGAGUGGGGUGUCCAUGAAGAAGAGGUCAAGCGGGUCGUGCAGAGCCGACGAGGUGAAGGCCGCUACGUCCAGGAGGAGGUGCGCAACCAGGCUGACCUUGUCUGGUCCAUCAUCAAUUCGGUUGACGGCCGCGUCUUUGUCUGUGGCAGUAGCAAAGGCAUGGGCGAAGGCGUCGAGGAAGCACUGAUUGAUGUCUCAAUUGCCAAGGGCAACCUGGAGCGUGAGGAGGCUCGCAAGUUCUGGGAUUUGAAGAAGGACGCGGGGCAGUACAUUGCUGAGACGUGGUAA